CUUAGAUUUUUCCAUGGAUUUUUGAGUGGUUUUGAAAGAAAAAAAGUAAUAUGGGAGAUUGUAGUUUCGAAUUUCAAGGAGAAAUACAUAUUGGCGUUGAUGAUGUUAAGUUAGAAGAAAAAUUAGGAGACAUUGACGUUUCUGAACAAUUCAUAGAUGAAGAAGGAGUUCAUGAAAGGGAGGAAUAUGUAAACAAGAUAGAAAGUUCCCUGAACUGCCUUGUUGAAGAAAACAAUGUUUUCGGUUUCGAAGAUCACGAGAAAGAUUCCACAAGUUCUGCUCAUUCAAAUAUUGAGAAUGACGGCGAUGAUAAUGCAUCAAGAGAAAAAUGUAAACUUGAUGCUAUUCAUUUAAAAUUAAGGAAUCACAAAUGCCACAUUUGUGAAUUUGCAGCCAGUAAGAAGCAUACACUUGAAUUACACGUGAAAUCUGUUCAUUUGAAAAUUAAAGAUCAAAAGUGUCACUUAUGUGACUUUGUAACGAGUGUAAAAAGCAGACUUCAGAUUCAUAUCCAGACUGUUCAUUUGGAAAUAAAGAAUCACAAGUGCCACUUGUGCGAAUAUGCUGCAAGUAAGAAAGGUAAAAUUGAUGCACAUGUGAAAUCUGUUCAUUUGAAAAUUAAGGAUCAAAAGUGUCACUUAUGUGACUUUGUCACAAGUAGAACGAGUGGACUUUCUUUUCAUAUCAAGACUGUUCAUUUGAAAAUAAAAAAUCACAAAUGCCACAUGUGUGAAUAUGCUACCAGUGAAAAACAUCACCUAGAUUUACAUGUGAAAUCUGUUCAUUUGAAAAUAAAGAAUCACAAGUGCCACUUGUGCGAAUAUGCUGCGACUGUCGAAAAUGAGCUUAAAAAACAUAUAAAAUCUGUUCAUUUGAAUAUCAAGGAUCACAAGUGUCACUUAUGUGACUUUGUCACAAGUAGAAAGAGAACACUUCGAAGUCAUAUCAUGGUUGUUCAUUUGAAAAUAAAGAAUCACAAGUGCCACUUGUGCGAAUAUGCUGCGAGUGCCGAAUAUGAGCUCAAAAAACAUAUAAAAUCUGUUCAUUUGAAUAUCAAGGAUCACAAAUGUGAAAUGUGUGAAUAUGCAACAAAUGAGAAAUGGAAACUGAAUGCACAUGUGAAAUCUGUUCAUUCGAAAAUUAUGGAUCACAAAUGUGAAAUGUGUGAAUAUGCAACAAAUGAGAAAUGCAAACUGAAUGCACAUAUAAAAUCUAUUCAUUCGAAAAUGAAAAAGCACAAGUGCGACUCGUGUGACUAUUCUGCAAAUAAUAAACUCGUCAUCGAACAACAUGUAAAAUCCGUUCAUUUGAAUAUUAAAUAUGAGCAGUGCCAUUUAUGCGAGUAUGCUGCAGGUAGCAAGCAUACUCUCCAGAAGCAUAUAAACUCUGUUCAUUUGAAGAUAAGGAACCACAUUUGCCCGAUGUGUGAACAUGCAGCGAGUGAGAAACAUAAACUUGAUAUGCACAUAAAAACGGUACAUUUGAAAAUCAAGGAACACAAAUGUGAUCUGUGUGAGUAUGCUACAAGUAAAAAAGCAACUCUUCAGAAUCAUAUGAAGAGUAUGCAUUCAGGGAACUAAGAAAUAGAGUGCUUAAUGUGCGAAUACGCAUCUAGUGACAAACAUCAACUUGAGCAACAUGUGAAAUCUGUUCAUUUGGAAGUUAAGGUACCCAAGUGUUCUUCUAUGUGAUUUUGUAACAAGUACAUUAAAUGAUCUUUGAAACCA
Molecule: messenger RNA, 1727 nt
Organism: Coccinella septempunctata (seven-spotted ladybird)
Lineage: Eukaryota; Metazoa; Arthropoda; Insecta; Coleoptera; Coccinellidae
Product: zinc finger autosomal protein-like
Exons: 2
Coding region: 51-1580 (509 amino acids)
Biological process (GO): regulation of transcription by RNA polymerase II
Cellular component (GO): nucleus
Molecular function (GO): DNA-binding transcription factor activity, RNA polymerase II-specific; RNA polymerase II transcription regulatory region sequence-specific DNA binding
Source: RefSeq, a predicted model, not a curated record